This is a messenger RNA of Cebus imitator (Panamanian white-faced capuchin), 5692 nucleotides long. Its product is annotated as protocadherin gamma-C4. The transcript has 4 exons. Gene Ontology annotation, cellular component: plasma membrane. Gene Ontology annotation, molecular function: calcium ion binding. Lineage: Eukaryota; Metazoa; Chordata; Mammalia; Primates; Cebidae. The record is from RefSeq and is a predicted model, not a curated record. Gene Ontology annotation, biological process: homophilic cell-cell adhesion. Bases 1089 to 3881 code for a protein of 930 amino acids.
UGAUUUCUUAAUUUUAUCACUAAUAUUCUACAAAAUGUGGUGUAUAAAAUCAAAAAUCAUUCCAAAGUUUCUCAAGACCUUUAUAAGACCACGAAUUUUUUUCAUGCCAGUCAACAUUUGUUCAAUAAUAGGUCUGUGGAAGGAAAGCACACUCUUUAGGGUCACAAUUAUUAACUAUGAAAUCAUUGAAACUAUUAUAUUUCUGUUUAUGAGUUUCAAAAUUAUUGUGCGUUCAUCUCAAAUAGUUCUACAAUUUUGAAAAAUACAGAGUUUUUUUAAAAACUACUUUUUGGACAUUGUAGCUAUUGUAAGAAAAUAUUUUAAAAUAUAAGUAUUUAAAAGCAAUACAGGACACCCUGUAUGAUGGUAAUGUCUAUGGCAAUGGUUGUAUUCCAGUACUUAAAUGUGAAAGAAGGAAUGAUUACUUUCUAGCUGAAUAUAGGCUAGAAUGGAAGGCAAAAAAAGUUUAUGACUUAUCUUCAGUACUUCCAGCUUAAUGGAUAAUUACUCUUAAAAGGAGCAAGAAUGAUUGCCUCUGGAUAGAGGAAUUGGAUAGCAAUGGGCUAUGGGAUAGGAGACCUAUACACCUUCAUGCUAUAUUCUUUUGUGCCUUUUUAAAUUUUGAAGAAAAUAUUCAAGAUAGUAAAUUUCCGUACAUAAAAAUAUAUGGUAGUAUGACCAGUGGAAAUAUAUUUCGUGAUGUAAAGGGAAUCACCGAGGAAGAAGAUUCAAAUAUUUUGACUGCCAACUCGUAUUUAAAAAAAAAAAAAAUUAUUGAAAGAGAUGGAGAAAAGCCAAGCUGCAGUCCCACAUGGAGCCUCUGGGCGCCGCUGUCGGCCAGUGCAGAGCAAGCGCUGACGCCCGGGAUCCUUCAGCCUCUAGCCUGGAAUCCCCUGUGCAGCCAACAGAGAGAAGAAAACCAGCUCACACACACAGGUUCCCGGCUGCGCAGACCCUGCCCAGCACACCGGAUUCCCAGCCCCAAGACCCGGGACUGCUCCCGUCCUGGGCCGAAUGGUCUUCUAGCGCGGUAAAGUGCACUUUCUCCAACUGGAAAAGCUAGGACCCAGCGAGAAUCCGAGCGAACGAUGGGAGGGAGCUGCGCGCAGAGGCGCCCGGCCGGCCUGCGGAAGGUAUUAUUUCUCUUGCUGCUGCCUUUGUUCUACCCGGCGCUGUGUGAGCCGAUCCGCUACUCGAUUCCGGAGGAGCUGGCCAAGGGCUCGGUGGUGGGGAACCUCGCUAAGGAUCUAGGGCUCAGUGUCCUGGAUGUGUCGGCUCGCAAGCUGCGAGUUAGCGCGGAGAAGCUGCACUUCAGCGUAGACGCGGAGAGCGGGGACUUACUAGUGAAGGACCGAAUAGACCGUGAGCAGAUAUGCAAAGAGAGAAGAUGUGAGCUGCAAUUAGAAGCUGUGGUGGAAAAUCCUUUAAAUAUCUUUCAUAUCAUUGUGGUGAUUGAGGAUGUUAAUGACCACGCUCCUCAAUUCCAGAAAGAUGAAAUAAACUUGGAAAUCAGUGAGUCCGUCAGCCCGGGGAUGGGAACAAUUCUUGAGUCUGCAGAAGAUCCUGAUAUUAGUAUGAAUUCGCUGAGCAAAUACCAACUAAGUCCUAACGAGUAUUUCUCCUUGGUGGAGAAAGACAAUCCUGAUGGUGGCAAAUAUCCAGAAUUAGUACUGCAGAAGACUCUGGACCGAGAAACGCAGAGCGCUCACCACUUGGUACUGACCGCCUUAGAUGGUGGGACCCCUCCCCGAAGCGGUACCGCUCAGAUAAGAAUCCUGGUGAUCGAUGCCAAUGACAACCCCCCAGUGUUCAGCCAGGACGUGUACAGGGUCAGCCUUCGGGAAGACGUGCCUCCAGGCACCUCCGUCCUGAGAGUGAAGGCCACUGACCAGGACGAGGGCAUCAACUCAGAGAUCACUUAUUCCUUCGUUGGUGUGGCUGACAAAGCUCAGCACGUAUUCUCUCUGGAUUACACUACAGGAAACAUUCUAACUCAGCAGCCUUUGGAUUUUGAAGAAGUGGAAAGAUAUACGAUGAACAUAGAAGCAAAAGACCGAGGAUCUCUCUCCACACGGUGUAAAGUAAUUAUAGAAGUUCUAGAUGAAAACGACAACAGCCCAGAAAUAACCAUCGCGUCACUCUCUGAUCAGAUUAUGGAGGAUUCGCCUCCAGGAGUGGUUGUUGCCCUCUUCAAAACACGGGACCGAGACUCUGGGGAAAAUGGGGAAGUCAGGUGCAGUUUAAGUAGAGAUGUUCCAUUUAAGAUUCAUUCUUCUUCUAAUAAUUACUACAAGUUAGUAACAGAUGGGUCCCUGGAUCGGGAGCAGACCCCAGCGUACAACGUCACCAUCACAGCCACCGACAGGGGCAAGCCUCCGCUCUCCUCCAGCAAAACCAUCACCCUGUAUAUCACUGACGUCAAUGACAACGUGCCUGUUUUCGGACAGUCUGCCUACCUGGUCCACGUGCCAGAAAACAACCAGCCGGGUGCCUCUAUAGCGCAAGUCAGUGCCUCUGACCCAGACUUUGGGCCCAAUGGCCGUGUCUCCUACUCUAUCGUUGCCAGUGACCUGGAGCCACGAACGGUGUCGUCCUACGUGUCGGUGAGCGCGCAGAGUGGGGUGGUAUUCGCGCAGCGCGCCUUCGACCACGAGCAGCUGCGCUCCUUCGAGCUCACGCUGCAGGCUCGCGACCAGGGCUCGCCCGUGCUCAGCACCAAUGUGAGCCUGCGCGUGUUGGUGGGCGACCGUAAUGACAACGCACCACGGGUGUUGUACCCUGCGCUGGGUCCCGACGGCUCCGCGCUCUUCGACACGGUGCCGAGGGCCGCGCAGCCAGGCUACCUGGUGACAAAGGUGGUGGCCGUGGACGCCGACUCGGGGCACAAUGCCUGGCUGUCCUACCACACGGUGCAGGUCAGUGAGCCUGGGCUCUUCAGCCUGGGUCUGCGAACAGGCGAGGUGCGCAUGGUGCGUGCUUUGGGUGACAAGGACUCCGUCCGCCAUCGCCUGCUGGUCGCUGUAAAAGAUGGAGGACAGCCACCCCUUUCAGCCACUGCCACGCUGCACCUGGUGUUCGCGGAUAGCUUGCAAGAGGUACUGCCGGACUUGAGCGAUCGUCCCACAUCCUCUGAUUCUCAGGCUGAGCUGCAGUUUUACCUGGUGGUGGCCUUGGCCUUGAUUUCUGCGCUCUUUCUCCUCGCGGUGAUUCUAGCGAUUGCUCUACGCCUACGACAGUCUUUCAGCCCUACUGCAGGGGGCUGCUUUGAGUCAGUUGUCUGCUCCAAGUCUGGACCUGUGGUUCCCCCCAACUACAAUGAGGGAACUUUGCCCUAUGCCUAUAAUUUUAGUGUACCUGGGGAUCAAAUGAAUCCAGAAUUUAAUUUUCUCACGUCUGUUGAUCUUUGUCCAGCCACACAAGAUAACCUCAACAAAGAUAGCUCUUCCGUGCUACUGGCUAGCAUUUUAACUCCUGGUUUUGAAACAGAUAAGAAGAUUUUUAAACAGCAAGCCCCGCCCAACACGGACUGGCGUUUCUCUCAGGCCCAGAGACCCGGCACCAGCGGCUCCCAAAAUGGCGACGACACCGGCACCUGGCCCAACAACCAGUUUGACACAGAGAUGCUGCAAGCCAUGAUCCUGGCGUCUGCCAGCGAAGCUGCUGAUGGGAGCUCCACCCUGGGAGGGGGUGCCGGCACCAUGGGCUUGAGCGCCCGAUACGGACCCCAGUUCACCCUGCAGCAUGUGCCCGACUACCGCCAGAACGUCUACAUCCCAGGCAGCAAUGCCACACUGACCAACGCAGCUGGCAAGCGGGAUGGCAAGGCCCCAGCAGGUGGCAAUGGCAACAAGAAGAAGUCGGGCAAGAAGGAGAAGAAGUAACGUGGAGGCCAGGCCAAGAGCCACAGGGCAGCCUCCCCCCAACCAGCCCAGCUUCUCCUUACCUGUACCCAGGCCUCAGAGUUUCAGGGCUCACCCCCAGAAUACUGGUAGGGGCCAAGGCCAUGCUCCCCUUGGGAAACAGAAACAAGUGCCCAGUCAACACCCACCCCCUUUUGCCCCCAGGGGGUUGAAUAUGCAAAGGGAGUUCUGCUGGGAACCCCCAUCCAAUCAAUUGCUGUACCCAUGGGGGUAGUGGGGUUAGUGUAGACAGCAAGAACCAUUUGCCACACCCCCUUUGGUUACAGCUGAACUCUUCCAUCUUCCAAAUCAAUCAGGCCCAUCCAUCCCCUGCCUCUCUCCUCCCCACCCUACCCCACGCCAACAGUUCCUCUCUCUUGAGUAAGGUGGUUGGGGUGUUGAGGUACCAGGUAACCUGCAAGGCUCUUCGUGCUGGAGAGUUGGAAAGGCAUUAUGACCUCUUGGCCUCUCUUUUGAUUGUCAGUCUUCCCCCAAAGCAUGGUUUGGUGCCAGCCCCCUCACCUCCUUCCAGAGCCUGAGAUCAAUGCUCAUGUUUUGGAGGACAUGGUCACCAUCCCCAUGGUACUGAUGCUUGCUGGAUUUAGGGAGGGCAUUUUGCUACCAAGCCUCUUCCCGAUGCCCUGGGGACCAGUCUUCUGUUUUGUUUUGGUUUUCAUUGUUUGACAUUCCCACUGCAUGCUGUGACUUCCCGCACUCCUCCUCAAACAAGAGACUCUACUGCAUGUUCCAAGACAGUAUGGAGUGGUAAGACAAAGCAGGGAAGUAUGUGGAUGUGGAUGGUGGGGGCAUGGACACAGCUUGACACAUCAAGGCAUAAGGGCCUUGCAGGAGGCUCUGUAUGUCCCCAGGGGACUGACAAGAUCCUCCAAAUUCCAGCCAUAAACCAAGAACUAGGCUGGACCCUCCCCACUACAUAUAGGGCUCAGCCCAGGCAGCCAGCUUUGGGCUGAGCUACCAGGACCAAUGGAUUAAACUGGCAUUUCAGUCUAAGAAAGCUCAAAGCAGGUUUAGGACCAGAUCCCCUGGAGAGGUCAGAGGGACCUCUGUGGGUGCUGGGUACUCCAGAGGUGCCACUGGUGGAAGGGUAGUGGAGCCCCAGCAGGAAGGGUGGGCCGGCCAGGCCAUUCUUAGUCCCUGGGUUAGGAGGCAGGGAGCUAGGGCAGGGACCAAAUGAACAGAAAGUCUCAGUCCAGGAUGGGGUUUCUCUACAGGGCCCCUGCCGUCCUCAAGCCUCUGACCUUCACCUUACCCGGUGCCAUUUCUUCUCCGUGAAGGCCACUGCCCAGGCCCCCAGUGCGCCCCCUAGUGGCCAUAGCCUGGUUAAAGUUCCCCAGUGCCUCCUUGUGCAUAGACCUUCCUCUCCCACCCCCUUCUGCCCCCGGGGCCCCGGCCAUCCAGCGGGGCUGCCAGAGAGCCCCAGACCUGCCCUUACAGUAGUGUAGAGCCCCCUCUCCCUCUUUCGGCUGGUGUAGAAUAGCCAGUAGUGUAGUGCGGUGUGCUUUUACGUGAUGGCGGGUAGGCAGCAGGCAGCGGGCUCCGCGCAGCCGCCUGUCCUUGAUCUGCCCGCGGCGGCCCGUGUUGUGUUUUGUGCUGUGUCCACGCGCUGCGGCGACCCCCUCCCCCGUACUCACUCCUCCUAUAAGCGCUUCUCUUCGCAUAGUCACGUAGCUCCCACCCCACCCUCUUCCUGUGUCUCACGCAAGUUUUAUACUCUAAUAUUUAUAUGGCUUUUUUUCUUCGACAAAAAAAUAAUAAAAAGGUUUCUUCUGAAA